GUGAGAUGACGCACGCAUCCCGUCCGCCACCAUUUCCCCUUCUUUCCGCGUGCAGCAGCGCCACCGCGCGGCCAGGAGAGGAGACACCUACAAGAACCCUGAGCCGCUCUACAUGUGGCCGCCGUUCGUGCACUUCGUACGCGUUCGGGCCGGACGCACAGCUCGGUGUCGGAGUCUCCGCGCGCAGGUUGGAGCGGAGUUCACCCGCGGCUAAAGCCGGAGCUUCGGCUGAGACUUAUCUGAGAUUGGUAGUGGUGGACACACAGAUCCAAAGAUGCCUACAGGUUCCAGAAAUGGUGUAGGUGCGCAGAGUGUAGAGGAUGCAUCUGAGGAUGAGGAAAACCAGCUCUGCCCGAUCUGCCUGAACCCCCUUAGGCCUCUAGAGCGCGCUGUUCCUGACACCUGCAACCACGGCUACUGCCUUAGCUGCAUCCUGCGAUGGGCUCAGCUGCUGCAGAUCUGUCCGGUGGAUCGCAGACCAUUCAGCUCAAUCUGUACACAGGAUCCUGUUUUGGGAUACAUCGAGAUUCCUGUAAAAUCAUCCACCAAUUGUGUAUGCAACUCUAAAGAUGAGGAAAAGCUUGAAAGCUGUUCACUGGAGGGGAAAAACAAAAAGCGUGGAAAGGGGAGAAAAGAGCCUGUGCUGAACGGACAUGUCAGAUAUGUGGUCACUUCCCCUGCACUAAAAAAGGUUAAAGGCGAGACGUGCCGUUCACAGCUUCUUACUCAGCACAGUGAGCCUGGACCUCCAGCCCAGCAGGGGGAGACACUCGGCUUACUCACCCAAGUCACUACAAACGCAUCUGUGAUUCCUGAGGACGAGAUGAUGAUCGAGGAAUGGACAGUGUGCCUGAGAGAUACAUCAGAACACCAUUGGCUGGCUGUUCCUGUACCACCUCCCUUCACAUGUAUCCCGAGCAUGCUGUCCAGGCAUUGCCCUCGGGCUCUUUUCCAGCAGCCCAUAAUACGCUCAUCUCCAUGUUUACCAGGAUCUGGUUUCCGUGUUCUUUAUGGAAAGGUUUGUGCAGUCACGUGUCCCAAAGGCGGAGGGAGAAACGGUAAACGAGGAUCCGGAUCGAAGAGCUCAGUCAAACCAGCUGAGAAUCAUACAACACGCUCAGCUCGAAAACGCAAAACUGGGAAUGAGGAUACUUUAUCCGGAGAGUCUUCCCAGUCUGACUCUGGCUCCUCUUCUCCUGCUGGUAGUGCUUCAAACGACAUGCCAGCUUCUACAAGUAAGCAAAAACUUGCUGGCAAACAGAAACCGACCACAAAGAGGAAAGGAGGCAGAAAGAAAGCAGCAACUCGACAAGCAGCGGUCCAAAAUGAGGAACAUAGCGAGGAGGAUGAGCAGACGAGUCAAGAGGAACCUGACGCCGAUGAGGAGGAGCUAAAGAGGGAGGAGACGCCCGAGGAGACAGAAGAAGGCCAGAGUUCCUGUCAGGAGGAUGAAGAUGAAUGUUCGGAUUCUGUUGAUCAGGAUGAAGAGGAACAAGAAAGGAACAUUGAGUGUUGUUCAGCGGAGACUGAUAAUGUUUCGCCUCUCGCCUUAAAACAGUAUAACGAAGAAGAAGAGAAUGCAGACGAGGCAACGGAUAAUCAGACAUCAUCUCAGGAGGAUCAUUCUACACAGGACACAACCGAGAGUGAACCAGAAGCAUCCCUCGAAAAUGAUUACCACCAGUCCUUUGCUGAGCAGGCGAUGCAAGACGAAGCUAGCAACACUCCUGACUCCUUACUGAGCAAUGAUCAUUUGACUACUGGGCCUGAGAGCUCUUCAGAGGUAACUGAGCAUAAUCCAGAAUCUGAAGCUAAAGAAGAGCUGGUUGAGGAUAAAAAUGUAAGCAGUGAAGCAUGUCCGCUUCCUGUGUCUGACAGCAUCUCCACUCCCGAAACAGCUGGAGACUGUUUACAAAAUGAAGACACAUCGGCAACUACAGAUACAAAUCAAGAGCCGUCUCUCGAUAUUAUUAGUCAGCAGGACAACACUGAGUCUGUACCCAUGGACUGUGACUCCCCUGCUUCAGAGAACACGUCCCUCGCUGCCGAGAUGGUCUUGGAGAUCAACAGUGCUGUUGCCGAACCCCAGAUCUUAUCUGCUGACCGAGAGCAGAAGAUUGAGGUACAAGAUAAAAUCGAGCCCUCCAAAGACCAGGCGUCUUCAGACAAACGAGAAGGUCGGCAACGCAAGUCUCGGUUCCACUCGCCCACGACCACCUGGUCCCCUAAAACCGAAUCCAGGAGCGAAGGGUCGCGGAGGUCGCGAUCCAGGGACCGUAGUCGAAAUGCCAGUUCACCACGCAGGAGUCGAGGCCGCGAGCACGAAGAGGAACGAGGCGGCUUUAGACGGAACCGCAGCAGAGACAGACGGAGCCGGAGGCGCUCUCGAAGUCGGUCCAGGUCUCGCUCCAGAUCACGAUCCAGAUCACGCUCGAGAUCCAGAAACAGGCCAAGUCAGAGAGGUGGGUCUUCCGAACGCAGCGAUCAAAGGGCACAGUCGCCAUGGAAAAGAGAUUCUCGGGGAGGAGAUAGCUGGAGGUCUGGGCGUUCCUUUCACAACUCUAACAGGAGAAGCAAUCCAGAUAGAUCGUUUCCAGCGAGGGAGUUCAACUCUUCGGGGAAUGGCAGCCACUAUCCUCUGGAGGUGUCACCAGAGAGAAGUCAGGCUGAAGACCCACAAUGGGUAAAGGACAGGUUGUGGGCCAGUACCGACAGCAGGGAACGAGAUCAGCCUCCCGAGGAGAAACCUGGUGAUGCACCCACAGACUAUUGGUCUCGAGGGGGCUGGAGCUCUGAUCAAGGACGCAAUGCAGGUAGGGGUCGGGGUCGGUCCUACGGACAGUCUGGCGAGUCGGCAGAUAGCUGGCGGCAGCAGCGCAGCUCUUUCUCAGGAACAAACAACAACACAGGGAGUGACUCCUACAGUCAGUUCAACGAGAACAGACCAGGAGGAAAGAGAAAAGAUCUCGAUACCUGUGAUGCACUACUAGACCGUUCAGGAUGGUCUGCUGCCUCGAGCUGGGCAGUGCGCAGAACCCUACCUGCUGAUGUACAGAACUACUACUCACGAAGAGAAAGAGGACCUGGAUCUGGUGGCAGCAUCUGGAAUAAACAGGAGGAUGAGCAGCCUGCAGCUGGAAUCUCCAAACAACCUGAUCUCCCCCAGAGUGAGCCAAACACGCAUAUACCUAAUGAAGCAGUACCUGCCCCUCCCAGCAUACUUCCCCCUCCGAUUAACAUGCUUGGAGUGCUGCGCUACCCCGUGGCUCCUAUGGCACCUCGAGGUGCCUCUGUGACUGUCCAGCCAGCCCCAUUUGCCAUUCCCACCCAGAUCCCUGUUCAUCUCCAUCCGCCUGGACCCCCUCUUCAGAUGCACGCUAUGGCUGUACAGGGUCUUCCCCCGCCUCCUCCACCUCCUCCACCUGUCCAGCAGGGCGGCCACACUGUCCUGCCCACCGACCCUCUCCCUCAGGUGAUUACAAGCAUGCAAGGAAAAGGUGUAGCGAAGGCGUCGGCAAACAAGGCUGCAUCGUCACAGGUCCAUCUUCCCAACACCGCCCAGCCUUCCUCCACCACACAGCCCUCCUCUCACAGCAAAGCCCAUGCAGACAGCUCCAAGAAGGAGAAGAAAUUACAGAUUCAGGAAAAAGCUGUCACUGAGGUGAAAGCAGCCAUCAAGCCAUAUUACCAAAAGAAGGAUAUCACCAAGGAGGAGUACAAGGAGAUUGUACGCAAAGCUGUAGAAAAGGUCUGCCACAGCAAGAGCGGAGAAGUCGACGCCAGCAAAGUGGCCAACCUCGUGAAGGCGUACGUGGACAAGUACAAACACGUCCGCAAGAACAAAUCCGACAAGAACUGAGGGAGACGCCGCCCUGCCGCACAAGUGCAAUUCCUACCACGGCAGCCCGUCUAGACUCCAGCCGGCCGCCACGUCCGGAGAUCCUCUUCAUAUCGGUGAAACAGUAACAGAGAUUUUUCUAUAGAUUGCGUUAUUUUUGUUUCAUUUCGAUUUCCUAAGAGUGCAAACUUCCCUUUAAUUGCUUUAAUCUCUGUUGUUCUGGCGGGGCUGCUUCAAACGUUCACCGAGGGGGUGAAGAUCGAUCGACACACACUCGUCACACACUUGUCCAGUCUGUGGCGAUGCUGUGCUGUAGAAGUGAUUAAUCACAUGAAAAAAGAGUGGUACUCCCUUGAUCUUGCUUAUCCUCCCUCCGUCCCAUUGCUCUAUCUUUUUUUGUCAAGGACUUUAAUGAUGUUAUAACAUUUAAAUUUACUUUUUUUCUACUCAACAUUAUCUUAAUCUUCAAUAAAUGUCCAUUGACAAUGUGA
This is a messenger RNA of Silurus meridionalis, 4329 nucleotides long. RefSeq names its product SR-related CTD-associated factor 11 (gene scaf11). Gene Ontology annotation, molecular function: RNA binding. The record is from RefSeq and is a predicted model, not a curated record. NCBI's taxonomy places the organism in Eukaryota, Metazoa, Chordata, Actinopteri, Siluriformes, Siluridae. Gene Ontology annotation, biological process: spliceosomal complex assembly.